AUGGUUGGUCCUGAUCCACCUACAUACGAGGAAGCUACGAGCUCGGCUUCCUUCUCGCGAUGCGACAGAAACGGCAUCUCCCCAGAAGUCCGCCGGAGUAUGGAGGAUGAGUCGCGGUCACUACCACUGGGCUGGGUCCGCAGUUUUGAUCCAAAAACAAAGCACCAGUUUUUUGUUGACACAAAGGCCGACCCCCCGCGAUCCAUUUGGCAUCACCCAUACGACGACAGCGAGUAUCUAGAUUCCGUGUCGCCAGAGGAGAGGGAGCGAAUUCGAGGGCUUGCACGACAUCCGAGUAUUCAUGACAUCACGGCCGAAACCAGCGAUGAAGAACAGGAUAGCAAUGAUAACAAGAGCAACCAUGGCCACCCGGCCGUAGCACGGCAUGGUCGUAACAUAUCCUCCUCCUCCUCCUCUUCUGCGUCUGCACAUAACGCAGGACCCCGGAGCUUUGGUCGCAAAGUAAAGGAUAAAAUCACCGGCACCACCCACGAGCAGCGCGAGGCUCAGAGGCGACAACGUGAGGAACAAGAACGUGAUAUGCACAAGCAGCAUCAGAUCUUCCGCAAGGGCUUGUCGGCAGCCAUCGAGACUGGCCAGCCGCAAUAUCUCGGAGAGGACGACCACGGCCUUGAUGUGUAUCUAGAGCCUCCCGGGUCGACAUACUCGGGCGUUGAGAGAGUUGAGCGCAUCAGUCCGUACAUUCAAGAAAUCAUAUACAAGCCUCCUGGACCAUUGAACAAGAGAGCGAGACACUUGCGGCCGGAUCCCAUCUAUCCGGGCGGCUACGGGCCUCCCUGCAGUGCUUAUGAUCGGCCGUAUGGUUAUGGAUAUGGCGGCGGCAUGGGAACUAUGCCUUUGGCUGGUCCUCUCUUUGGCGGGCUGUUGUUGGGCGGGCUCGCGGGCGGUCUACUUUUCUAG
Pestalotiopsis fici W106-1 is the source of this 921-nucleotide messenger RNA. RefSeq lists its product as uncharacterized. The record is from RefSeq and is a predicted model, not a curated record. Bases 1 to 921 code for a protein of 306 amino acids. NCBI's taxonomy places the organism in Eukaryota, Fungi, Ascomycota, Sordariomycetes, Amphisphaeriales, Sporocadaceae. The transcript is spliced from 2 exons.